UGGGUGUGACGUGGCAUAAAGAAUGCGUAUAUUUUUAAACAUAACUUGACGAGCCCGGCAAAGUGAGCCCUUUGAAAACCAAUGAAAAGUGCUCGGUCAGGUCAUGGAUGAGCAGAAGAGUGGCCAUAACUGUCAAAGUCUUGUUGGGUUCUGGUUUAGUUUUCACAAUCACAAAAAUGGAACUAACUACUGACGGAUAUGAUAAAGAUCAUUGUGCAGAAAUAAUGAAGAAGCUUAACGAAAUGAGAAAAAGUAAAGAACAUUGUGACAUUGCAAUAAAGGUUGGUAAUGAAGAAAUCCUGGCACACAGGAAUAUUUUGUCCGCAGGGUCAGACUAUUUCAGAGCAAUGCUGUUUCAUGAAAAUGUUGAAAGUCGAUCUGGCGUCGUUCAAAUGAAACAAACUGAAUUUUCAAGCGUUAGGAUUUGCAUUGAUUUCAUUUACACUGGACAUCUUAGCAUUCCUGACUAUAAAAAUUGCAAACAACUAAUGCAUACUGCUCAUAUUAUGCAGCUACAAAAAGUUUGCGAGAAUGUUGCGACAUAUCUUCGAAAGAAAAUAAAUAUAGAGUCGUUUUAUUCAGCAAAGAUAAUUGCAGAUAUGUUCAAUUGUACAAAAUUACUUGAAUGUUGUGAAAAGUUUGCUUUAAAAAAUUUUCAACAUUUAGCUAUGAAGGAUGAUUUUAAACAUUUAGAGAAGGAAUUUGUUUCUUUGUUGAUUGGAUCACGGAAUACAAAAGCUUCCGAAGACAUAAAAUGCAAGGCGCUGAUUAUUUGGACAAAUUUUGAGAGAGGAACUCGAACUUCUACUUUUGAAGCACUUUUUGAAAAAUUGAAUUUGACUAAAAUUGCUUCGAAAUAUCAGUCAUAUCUUAUUCAAAAAGAGCCUUCAGUUUUCAACUCAGAUUUAUGUACGAGUGCUCUAACUCAAGCCAAUGAUUUAACAAAUGUAGAGCCAGAGGAUGUUGACAUAGCCACCUCAAAAUUUGUGACUAACGAAAAUGUAAUUGCAGUGUUUAGUAAAACAACAUGUUCCAUCCAUGUUUUCAAUCCAUUUCUGAAAACCUGGACAGAAAUGCAGAAGAUCGAUAAGGAAUUUGUUGCUAAAUACUUCACUGCAGCAGUGCUUAAUGACAUUAUAUAUGUUUUUGGAAAUUACGGGAACAAUUAUAAGUUGGAUUACACCGACAUCAAUGCUACAUGGGUUCGACUGGACGAUCGAAAAUCAGCUAAGAAACGUGCGAUCGGUGUUGCUUUUGGCAACUAUAUUUAUGCAUUUGCUGACCAUGGUUGGUAUAGUAAUGCUGUUGAGAAAUAUGACCCAUAUGAUGAAACUUGGUCUGAUGUCACGCAUAAGCCAGUGGAAGGAUUUGGAUCAUCUAUUGUUUCUCUUGGAAGUUUCAUCUACUGCAUAGGAGGGGUGAACAAUACUGGACAUAUGUCGAAUAACUUGAGAUUCAAUCCAUCAGAUUUAACAUGGGAAGAACUUCCGUCAAUGCCAACCGCACGAAAAUUUUCUUCUGCAGCCGGACUCGAGGAAAAAAUUUAUGCAAUGGGUGGGACUCAAAGCUUCCAUUUGAAUAUUGUAGAGUGCUUCGAUACAGUUGCAGAAACGUGGACCACUGUUGCUAGUUUAAACAAUGCAAGGGCAAAGUUUACUUCAUGUGUUGUGGGAGAUAAGCUAUUUGUUGUUGGAGGGGAGCUUUCUAACAAUACAAUUGAAGAACUGGAUCCUGAGAGUAAUACCUGGAAUGUUGUAGAUAAAAUGAGUGGAAAAUUCAUUCAAGCCAAUGCUUCCGUUCCCCUGUAUAUUCUCCCUUAGCAAAGGUUGAAAUUGUUGAUCUACUUUCCUAUCAAGAAAAGUUUUCUGUCAACACGCAACUGUUGUCUUUUAGAUCUCAUUUAUUCGCUGUCAGGUCGCCCUCCAGCUGGAAGACAAAAAACUGUGCUCGCAGUCUCACAAAUCAGUUUUAGCUUCUGGACUCUGUUUGAUUGCAUUGUUUUAUUUUAAUUGUAUUGACACAUAAGUUCAGCAAUUUUAUGCAAUUAUUGUAUUACUUAUAAGUGUAUAAAAUUUGUAUUGGGAAUUAUUAUUCAUCGAUAUUGAUGUAAUGGAUCAUUUGAAACCAGCACUGUGAAGUAGAAGCUUGUUAUGUUUGUACUGGUAUUGUAGGGAAUAAGAGAGACAUCUUUUUAACGCAAAAUGAAAACGAGAGAAAUAUUGGGAAACCGGCAGUUAUGCAGAGGCGAGAGCCGUUGAAGCACGCACCCUGGCGCUUACCGACUUUGGCCGAUAUGUAUCGGUUGUUUACUGCCGAUAUGAUAUAUCGGCAAACACGCAAUAUCGGCCCGAUAUAUCAGUAGACCGAUAUAUCGGUCGAGCUCUUAUUAUUAACAUGAAAAUAUAAUUUAUAUCAUUAUUAUUUUGUAACAUAUUAUUAUGAACACUGUAUUCUUAGACUUGUGAAUAAUAGAAUUUAAAUUUUGUCUAAACCAAAAUUACCAUCAAUGGCAUUAGUUCAUUUCCCACUGUGUAUAUCAUUUCCACCAACUGUUUAAUUCUAUUUUUGUAAAAUUUUUAUUUCUACCAUCUUAAAUCCCUCAUUUUAUUUGCUGGUAUAUUCUUUCCUGAGAUGAAUGACCAUAAUAACAUGAUUUACGUUUUGAAAGCUGUUACUUUAUUCCUUUUUGACAGUGUGCUUCUCUGAAAAAUAUUGUUGAUGAUGUGUAUGUGGCUACUUCUUCUUUAUAUUGGCGUAUUAUUAUACUUUUGAAUGUUCAAUUCAAUUUUUUAUUUAUGUUAAAAUCUUAUUUGUAGGUAUUUUAUAAAUACCGUUUUUGCCCCUUACACAGGGGGGGCCAGGAUUAUAGCGAAUGUACCACUGAUAAUUCAAAUAAAAAUAAAAACAAAAAGUCUGUGCAAAAAUCUUUCCCGCCCAGAAUUACUUCCUCAUGUUAUUAAUCUUGGGUAACAUUACUGCUCAUUUGGUGCAGACUGUAACAUACCGUAGUUAGGCCAAGUGUGCUAACCACUGAGAUAUUGUGUUCUACUAUUACAUUACCACUGUUCCAUGAGUUGGUAUCUUUUUCAUAGAGAAAUAAAACACUUUCAUAUUAUUUCCACUGUAGAUAUAACAUAUAUUCCUGCAUUUUUUUGUAUUUUCA
This is a messenger RNA of Styela clava, 3163 nucleotides long. Its product is annotated as kelch-like protein 12. Gene Ontology annotation, molecular function: protein binding. Lineage: Eukaryota; Metazoa; Chordata; Ascidiacea; Stolidobranchia; Styelidae. The record is from RefSeq and is a predicted model, not a curated record.